AGAAGUUAUUUGACAAUUGUUUCAGCACGUGUGGUAUAGAAUGUUUUGCUUGGUUUCAAUGUUAUUUCGUUAGGAAUAUAAAGCGAUUUAAUAGGCAAAAUGAGUAAAAAUUUGUUUGAUGGGUCAGAUGAGAGUGACGUCGGUGAUCUACAAAUAAAUACUAACAAGGAAUAUGCAAAAUCCUACAACAAUUUCCGUAAAAAAGAAUUACUAAAGAAAUUCAAAGAUCGGGGCUAUGAUGUCGCAGACUCCGAUUCAUCUAGCAAUAGUGAAACGUCCUCGGACGAAGAUGAAGUUGUUGAUAUGAAAUUCGAUCAAGAGUUCCUUAAAACAUUGGCGUCAUUGAAAAGCAAAGAUCCAACGAUUUACGACAAAAAUACACAAUUUUUUCAAGCGUUGAAUGACAACUCUAAUGAGAGCGAGGACAAAACAGAUAUAUCAAAAAACAAACGGAGUAAACCUAUAACAUUGAAGGACUAUGAACGGCAAAUUAUAUUAGAUAAGGGUGGAAAAUUUGAAGAUGAUUCUGAAGACGAUGUGGUGGAGCGACCAGCAUCUCCUACCUUGAUCGAAGAGGAACGGAGACUAAAGGAAGAAUUUAAGAAUGUCAAUGUAAAUGGCUCCGAUGAUGAUGAAGAGGCAGAUACAUUUGGAGGUAUUUUCAAAAAACGCACAAAAACUAAAGAGGACCAGGACAAGGAGGACGCAGAUUAUUUAAAAUGGUUAGCUGGCAAAACAGAAGAUAUUGAAGAACCAAUCAAGGAAACAUUGAAACCACUUAAAAACUAUUGGAGUAGUAAUAAGUUAUCGCAAAGGGAAUGUUUUCUGCGGGAUUUUAUUUUAAAUAAGGGUUAUGCUAACACGAAAUCGUCAGAUAUUCCCACUUAUGAUGAAAUCGUUGGUGAUAAGCAACCUUUGUCAGAAGAUGAAGAAGAGCUUGAAAAACAAGCAGAAUUUGAGAAAAAAUAUAAUUUCCGCUUUGAAGAACCGGAUACGGAAUUUAUAAAACGCUAUCCAAGAACUAUCGAACAGUCGGUUCGGCAAUCAGACGAUCGACGAAAGGAAAAGCGCCAAGAAAUAAAAGAGCGGAAAAAGCUUGAAAAGGAGCAAAAAAUGAAGGAAUUAGAACUUGUCAAAGAUAUGAAGCGCAGAGAAAUUGAAGAAAAAAUACGAAAACUUAAAAUGGUGACCGGCAAUGAAGAACUUGGAUUUAAAGACGAGGAACUUGAAGAAGAUUUUGACCCUGCAGCACAUGAUCAGCGAAUGCAGGAAAUUUUCAAUGAUGAAUAUUAUCAAGUUGAUGAAGGUGAAGAAAAACCGGAAUGCCCUUCUGAUAUAGAAGAUUUAAAAUUUGAAAACUGGGAUAACUACGAUCCGAAUGAUGGAGAUAAUUAUGAUGGCCCACACUGUGAAGACGAAGAUUUCAAUAUGGAUUGUGAUUACGAUCCUGAAACAUCAAAAGAGAAAUUGCAAAAGGAGCUCAUUGAAAAUACAAAGAGAAGAAAAGGACGUAAAGGCCGUAAAAAUGAAUUUAUGGAACUGAUAAAAUCGAAAAAACCAGCAUUCGAUCCAGAAGAUGAAAAAACGUAUGAAGAGUAUAUCGAUGAGUACUACAAGCUAGAUUGUGAGGAUAUGAUUGGAGACGUUCCGUGUCGUUUUAAAUAUGUCGAAACUACACCAAACGACUUUGGGCUCACCAUAGAAGAGAUUCUUUUAGCCAAAAACAAAGAACUGAAUCAGUGGGCAAGUUUAAAGAAAACUAUCCAAAUUCGACCUGAACACAUGGAAAAGAAAGAUCAAAGGUUAUAUAAAAUGAAAGCCAAAAACGAAGCGCUCAAACGGAAAAUAUUUAAAAGCCUAUACGGAGAAGGUUCUGAUGAUGAUGAUGAUGAUGAUGCUGUUGUUGUUGAGGAGAGUAAACAACGCAUCGAAAAUCAGCAAAUGCAACCAGCAUCUCCUUCCGUUAUUAUAGAGAAUCGAACGAGCGGUGAUGAAAAUAUUGGGAAAGGAAAUAAAAGGAAACGGCAAGGGCCAGUGGCGGAUCUAAAUGAGGAAACCUCUGUGAGUGUUACAGCCUCAGAACAUCCUGACGAAGCCAAUAAAAAAAUAAAACUAAACGAAGAUUCGAGCAAUAUGAAAACGGAACCUAAAGAUAAGAAAAAGCGGAAAAAACGUAAAACAAAGCUCAAAAAAGGUGAAGUUACGUCAGCGAACCAAACAAUCACGAGCCAAGUGGAUGCCAAUAAGCAUCAGCCGAAAGAGCGAAAUCCAAACAAAACGAAUCCUUUUAAAAUAAAUAACAAAGCGUCUGCGAAUGAUCAAUCUUUUGUAAAAAAGGUCAGCAAUAUACAAGGUUUCAAGUCUAAGCCGAAUAAAUCAAAUCCCUUUAAAGGCAAAACAAAUGCUGCUAAAAGCGAUAAAUCUCGAAGCAAUUCAGAGAAGAAUACAACAAAGAAUCCUAAUAGUAGCGUAGGCAUUAGCGACGAACGUCUUAAAGCUUAUGGCAUCAAUCCGAAGAAGUUCCAUAAAAAGAAAAAAUACGGAAAACAACAAAAUUUGUGAAUGUUAAAAAUAUUUUCUAAAAGGAUUUUGGCUAAAAUAAUAUUAAAAUUUUAAAUUUAAUUAAAAUUUUAUUUGCUGGUCAAAAAUUUUAAUAAUGAUGUUUGUAUUUACAAGCACCCGUAUAUUGUAAAUAUG
Messenger RNA from Ceratitis capitata (Mediterranean fruit fly), 2697 nucleotides. RefSeq lists its product as hypothetical. The coding region runs from base 100 to 2562 and encodes 820 amino acids. Gene Ontology annotation, biological process: endonucleolytic cleavage in ITS1 to separate SSU-rRNA from 5.8S rRNA and LSU-rRNA from tricistronic rRNA transcript (SSU-rRNA, 5.8S rRNA, LSU-rRNA). The record is from RefSeq and is a predicted model, not a curated record. NCBI's taxonomy places the organism in Eukaryota, Metazoa, Arthropoda, Insecta, Diptera, Tephritidae. Gene Ontology annotation, cellular component: nucleolus; 90S preribosome. The transcript is spliced from 6 exons.